Molecule: messenger RNA, 1832 nt
Organism: Cydia pomonella (codling moth)
Lineage: Eukaryota; Metazoa; Arthropoda; Insecta; Lepidoptera; Tortricidae
Product: putative leucine-rich repeat-containing protein DDB_G0290503
Exons: 7
Coding region: 79-1731 (550 amino acids)
Source: RefSeq, a predicted model, not a curated record
GCAUAGAACAGUAUAUAAACCAUGGGGUUUACGGUGAAAACAUCAGACUUCAGUUGGAAAUCAUAGAAACCCGCAAACAUGAGGUUCAUCGCAGUUGGCGCGUUUCUCGUCGUAGUAUGUGCCCUCGGCCAAGCUGCGACCAUUGAGUCCCAGACAUUGGCACCACCCGAGGGCCCUGAUAUUUUCGCCAACACCAAGAAACUAAUCGAAGAUCUAGCAGCGAACCUCUGCAAAUCUGCACAGCAAGCUGCAGACGCUAUGAAAGGCUUCGCAUCCGGCUUGAAGGACCAAGUUAAAAUUAUGAAGGAAAAGCUGCAAGCUGAAAUCCAGAAGCUGAAGGAUAGAGUAUCGCAAGCUAUCUCGAAUGUUGCGGAUAGGAUCUCUAACGCCGGUGGGGCGAUCAAAGAGUGUGUCGAGUCUCAUAAGAAGCAAGCCGAUCAACUCCUCAACGACGCCGUAUACAGAACCAUGACCUGCGCCGAUGAAAAAGUCCAAGAAAUCAGCGAUCUGAUUGCAAGACAGGUCGAAAUAUCCCAGGGAGGCCUCGACUUCGCCAACAGGGCUACGGAGGGAAUGAAGAAUUGCACAGACAACGACAACAACAUGUUUAUUAAAGGAGCGUGCCUUGCUAUGCUUGCCUUGAAGACUGAAAUGAAGGGAGCCGUUUUCAUGACGCAAAGCGGAAUCAACGUGGCACGAGUCGACAUAGCCAUAGCCAAGUUACCCGUCGCCCUAGAACUGUGCGCCGGCCAACGCCUCCUUGAAGCCGGCAUGGGCACAGCCAAGGUCAUCAUGGACCUGCAGAAGUGCAAGGUCACCAACACAUUUUCCGCUCUCACAGAGUCCACCCCCAACGUUCCUGAUGCUCCUAAUGGAAAUGUUGACAUUUCUUUUGGAAACGAUCCUGUCAAUACUAUCGAUACUCCUAUCGAAAUCGAUAACAAGAUUAAUAAUGCAGAAGCAAAAGAAAUCGUUCCUUUAAAAAGCUACCUGGCACAACUGUCUCAAAAUCAAAUCAAUGCAAUUUAUACGAUACAGUCAAAAGAACUCGCCAAUAUCGAUGUAAACAGGUUACUGAGUAUUAGUGACUUAUGGGAUAAAAUUAAAAACAGUAUUACUAACGCAUGGAACGCUGUAAAGGACAUAGCUAAUAAGACUAGAGAGAAAAUCAUCGUAUGGCUUCAAAAUAUAAAGAAACGAGCGGAAGAAGCGGUCAAAGAUUUUGAGGCCAAGUUAGAAGUCCUAAAAGAUAAAUUUAACAAGUUUAUACAGGCAUUGAAGAAAAAAGCAGGAGAUGUUAAACAAUGUAUCCAAGACGACCAGGACGUGAUCCAAGAUUUACUAAAGCAAAUAGCACAACGUGUGAGAUCGUGUAUUGCUGACAGUGUUAAUAAUGCUUCAGUUUUAAAUAGCAAUCAGUCAAAACUGAUGCUUGAUGACACUGAAUUUAUUAGAGAGGCUGAAGAUAAAGUGAAUAAAUGCGUACAGGAAGUUGACGAUGCUGAUGAAUGCCUGAAUAAAGCUAGAGGAGAGAUUUAUGAUGACAUGGAACAAAAAGAGGCUGACAUUAUGAAUACUAGAUCAAUUAGCAGGGACGUAAUAGAGGACGCUUUGGAGACCAUCGUGAAUUGUGCAGCAGAUGGGAUCAUUGAAGCCUCGGAGGCAAUAAUAGACGAAGUAAUAAACAUCAUCAACUGCGUUAAGAGUGAAAAGGAAAAACCUUUUGUUUAAACCAGUUAUAAAAUUGUUGAAUUGUAAAAAGUUCACUUAAAAGUUUUAGAAAAAUAUCAGAAAAUGUGUAUUAUUUAACAUUAAAUGUUAUUGGGAUUGCA